AUGGCGUCCGCAAACCCUGAUUUGUCGGCAUCCCGUAAGCGUAAACGAGAAGGCCUUGCUUCGGGACUCCAUAGUCGCAUCAAGGUGAUGCUGGCCUCUGGCGAUCUGAGCGAUGUACAAUUCUCCGUUGGCCGGGAUUUCGGUGCUGCGAAGAUCUUCAAAGCUCACAAGAACAUUAUCAGCAUUCGCAGUCCAGUGUUCUACACAAUUUUCUAUGGAAGUUUGGCCGAAUCCGGUCCGCAGAUCGACGUUCCCGACUGCAUGCCCGACGCGUUCGCCAACAUGCUCAGCUGCAUGUACACGGAUACCGUGGAGAAUCUCACCGUGGACAACGUGAUCUCCACACUGCGCUGCGCUGAUAAGUACGAUUUGCCAGAGUUGACCAAUCUGUGCCUGGAGUGUGUGGAGACGCGGAUGAAUAUCGGUGAAUGCUUGGUCACUCUGGAGCGGGCAGUCCAGUGGACCGCUGAUGAUAUCGUGGAGAAAUGCCUGCGGUUGGUGGAACGCCGCUGCGAUGUCAUCGUGCAGACGGAGCAGUUCACGGCCAUCACGCAGGACACGCUGAAGAUGAUUCUGCAGCGCAAUGCUCUAUGCGCGGAUGAGCAUGCCAUCUAUUUGGCUGUUGAAAGAUGGGCCGUGGAGGCUUGUAAACGGGAGAAUCGUGAGCUGUCAGCGGCCAACCGACGCGGGAUGCUGGGCGAUGCGUUGUUCCUCGUCCGUUUUCCGCUGCUGAAUGCCACACAGCUAGCUAACGGUCCCGGCAAGAGUGGUCUGCUCCUGGAGAGUGAGCUGUUGAGUCUCUUCCUGUACCAGAACGGCGCCGUUCCCCUCCAGCCGCCCUUUACCGCGGCCCCUACGCAACUCGGCGUACCAACCCGGCGGAGUUCAAGAAAGGCCAGGAGGUGUUGGCGUUGAGUCGGGCCGGCGGCUGGUGGCAUCCGGCCAAGUUUCUGAGGAAGGGCACCG
Paramacrobiotus metropolitanus is the source of this 966-nucleotide messenger RNA. Its product is annotated as BTB/POZ domain-containing protein 6-like. Gene Ontology annotation, molecular function: protein binding. Lineage: Eukaryota; Metazoa; Tardigrada; Eutardigrada; Parachela; Macrobiotidae. The transcript is spliced from 6 exons. The record is from RefSeq and is a predicted model, not a curated record. Bases 1 to 915 code for a protein of 304 amino acids.